This is a messenger RNA of Lucilia cuprina (Australian sheep blowfly), 444 nucleotides long. Its product is annotated as 5-hydroxytryptamine receptor 2C. The record is from RefSeq and is a predicted model, not a curated record. Lineage: Eukaryota; Metazoa; Arthropoda; Insecta; Diptera; Calliphoridae. Gene Ontology annotation, cellular component: membrane; dendrite. The transcript has 2 exons. Gene Ontology annotation, molecular function: serotonin binding; neurotransmitter receptor activity; G protein-coupled serotonin receptor activity. Gene Ontology annotation, biological process: G protein-coupled receptor signaling pathway, coupled to cyclic nucleotide second messenger; chemical synaptic transmission; serotonin receptor signaling pathway. The coding region runs from base 55 to 429 and encodes 124 amino acids.
GGUUAUUGGCCAUUAGGUUUUACAUGGUGCAAUAUAUAUGUGACCUGCGAUGUUAUGGCAUGUUCAUCGAGCAUCCUGCAUAUGUGCUUCAUCAGUUUGGGUCGUUAUUUAGGCAUACGAAAUCCAUUGGGUUCACGGCAUCGUUCAACGAAACGUUUGGCUGGCAUGAAAAUUGCCAUUGUCUGGGUAAUGGCCAUGAUUGUAUCCAGCUCGAUAACAGUAUUGGGUCUUGUAAAUGAAAAAAACAUCAUGCCCCAGCCAAAUGUUUGUGUCAUUAACAAUCGUGCAUUUUUUGUUUUCGGUUCUUUGGUGGCAUUUUAUAUACCUAUGGUAAUGAUGGUAAUCACGUAUGCUCUGACAAUACCAUUGCUGAGAAAAAAGGCACGAUUUGCAGCUGAACAUCCGGAAAGCGAAUUAUUUCGUCGGUAAGUAAUUUUUUCUUGC